AUGGCUAUAUUCAAAAAUUGCUAUGAACACUUCAGAGGCAAGUUUUCAAAACAAUAUAUGCCAGCUCAAUCUCCAAAAAUGCAUUCGAAAAAGAAGGUGCUUGUUUUAGAUUUAGAUGAAACCUUAGUACAUUGUGAAUUUAAGGAGAAUAAUAAUUUUUAGCAUGAAACUUUACUGAAAGUUAAUCAUAAAGGAUAAGAAUACAAAAUUUAUUUAAGAACUAGACCACAUUUAAAUUAAUUUUUAGUUGAAGCUAGUAGAGAUUAUGAAAUAAUAAUCUUUACUGCAGGUUAUGAAGUUUAUUGUGAAAAAGUGUUAGCAUAUAUUGACAAUGAUAGAUUGAUAUCAGAUUAUUAUGCUAGAGGAAGUUGUCAAUUUAUAAAUGGUGUUUGUUUUAAAGAUUUAUCCUUAUUAGAUAGACCUAUGGAGGAUAUAAUUUUCAUAGAUGUAAUAAUUGCUACCAAUAUUAGAAUAAUCCUAAUGCUUUUGAUAGAUGCCAAGAAAAUGGAUUACUUAUACCUUCCUAUCUAGAUUCAGAUGAUGAUGAUUGUCUUUUAAGAUUGAUUCCUUUUCUUAAAUAUUUAUCAAAGAAAAAAGACUUAAGACCUAUUGCAUAACACAUUAAUUCAUAUGAAAAUAAUAUUGGAGCAACAAUAUUUACAGAGAAUCAAAAAUCAUUAGAUAUUUAACAAGAGGCAAUGGAUGAAGAUACUUUGAGUGAAGGUAAUGUUGUAAAAAAGGAUAAUGAUAUAACAGAUUUAGAUAUAAAACAUAAAAAAACUUAAACUCAUUUAGAAGCAGUUUGUAAAGUAAAUAAUAAAAUAAGAAGUGCUACUCUAUUUUCUGGAUGA
This is a messenger RNA of Paramecium pentaurelia, 851 nucleotides long. NCBI's taxonomy places the organism in Eukaryota, Ciliophora, Oligohymenophorea, Peniculida, Parameciidae. The record is from the annotation of a GenBank genome assembly.